AUGUCUCCAUUUCGAUUGUUGCAUGGCAUUCAAAAACAAUUACAUUCGGGCUAUGGUGGUAAAAAUAGAAAAGACAAAGAUAAAAAACCUUUUCAUAAUGGUAUGAUGCCUGAUGGUUCUGUGCAUAUAAUGAACUAUUUUGAUGAAAACGGUAUAAAAAGGCCUAAGGGAAUUAGACGAGUUCUUGAAAAACAAGAUUUGUAG
Molecule: messenger RNA, 204 nt
Organism: Dentiscutata erythropus
Lineage: Eukaryota; Fungi; Glomeromycota; Glomeromycetes; Diversisporales; Gigasporaceae
Source: the annotation of a GenBank genome assembly